AUGGUGUCCAGCAAGUUUUCUCUCGUCGCCACGGCUGUUGCAGCCCUAGCUCCCCUGGCGUCUGCUUUCGAUGCCUCCUCGAGAUCCAACCUUGCCAUCUACUAUGGUCAAGGUCCUGACCAGCUCCGUCUGAGCCACUUCUGUCAGGAGACCUCCUUGGACAUCAUCAAUAUUGGAUUUAUCAACUAUUUCCCCGAUAUGAGCCCUGGAGAAUGGCCGGGCUCCAACUUUGGCAACCAGUGCGACGGUUCCACCUACAUUACUAAUGAUGGCGUUGUAACCAAGUUGCUGUCCGGCUGUCAUCAGAUCAUGGAGGACAUUCCCAUCUGCCAGGCGGCUGGUAAGAAGGUCCUGCUGUCCAUCGGUGGUGCCUAUCCCGCAGACCAGAGCAUCCUCUCCGAGGAGUCUGCCGUCGCGUUCGCCACUUUCCUGUGGGGAGCUUUUGGCCCAGUCGCUGAGGGUUGGGAGGGUCCUCGUCCCUUUGGGAAUGUCGUUGUUGAUGGCUUCGACUUUGACAUCGAGCACAACGGUGGUUUUGGCUAUGCUACCAUGGUAAACACCUUCCGUGAGUAUUUCGACCAAGUGCCAGACCGCAAAUUCUAUCUCUCGGCUGCUCCUCAGUGUCUCAUUCCCGAUGCCCAGCUCGGGGAUGCGAUCUUUAACUCCGCCUUCGACUUCAUCUGGAUUCAAUACUACAACACCGCUGCUUGCUCGGCCAAGAGCUUCGUCGACAACACUCUCGGAACGUUCAACUUCGACGCCUGGGUGACCACCCUCAAGACGACUGCCAGCCGCAACGCCAAGCUCUAUGUUGGUCUGCCGGCCAGUGAGACUGCGGCCAACGCGGGUUACUACCUUACUCCCGAGGAGGUGGAGUCCCUGGUUUCCACCUACAUGGACAAGUACCCUGACACCUUUGGAGGUAUCAUGCUUUGGGAGGCUACCGCAUCUGAGAACAACAAGAUCGAUGGCACCACCUAUGCCGACCACAUGAAGGAUAUCCUUUCGGACUGUGACCCGAGCCCUCCCGUAACCUCCUCCAGCGCUAUCCCAUCGAGCACUCCGGUGACUUCGGCCACACCUUCGCCAUCAAGCAGUGCUGUGCCUUCCAGCACCCCAAUUCCUUCCAGCACCCCUGUCGUCUCUGUGACCCCAUCGCCAUCUAGCAGUGCCGUUCCUUCAAGCAGCCCAAUUCCUUCCAGCACCCCUGUCGUCUCUGUGACCCCAUCGCCGUCUAGCAGUGCCGUUCCUUCCAGCACCCCAACUCCUUCUAGCACCCCUGUUAUUCCUGGAACAUCUGCUUCGAGCAGCCCUGUUUCCUCAAGUACCCCAGUUACCUUGAGUACUCCUGCUUCGUCCAGUACCCCGGUCAUUCCCGGUACUUCAUCCUCUAGCAGCACUGUCUCCUCUAGCAGCACGGUUGCUUCAAGCAGCCCUGUGUUUUUGAGCACCCCGGUCAUUCCCGGAACAUCUGCCUCGAGCAGCGCUGUUUCCUCAAGCACCCCAGUUGCCUCAAGUACUCCUGUUUCAUCCAGCACCCCGGUCAUUCCCGGAACAUCUGCUUCAAGCAGCCCUGUUUCCUCAAGUACCCCAGUUGCCUCGAGUACUCCUGUUUCGUCCAGCACCCCGGUCAUUCCCGGAACAUCUGCCUUGAGCAGCCCUGUUUCCUCAAGCACCCCAGCUGCCUUAAGUACUCCUGCUUCGUCCAGCACCCCGGUCAUUCCCGGAACAUCUGCCUCAAGUACUCCUGCUUCAUCCAGCACCCCAGUCAUUCCCGGAACAUCUGCCUCGAGCAGCGCUGUUUCCUCAAGCACCCCAGCUGCCUCGAGUACUCCUGCUUCAUCCAGUACCCCGGUCAUUCCCGGCGGCUCAUCCUCUUCUAGCGAGCCAGUCGCUUCGUCGACGCCUCUGAUUACCUUGACAUUGACAGUUUCGCCUACGCCCGUGCCCAGCUCAUCCUCCGCCUCCGGCACCCCCUCUACAAGCAAGCCUGUCAUCCCCAACACUUCGUCGACCUUUGGACAGUCCAGCGUCCCUGUUCCUUCCAGUGCUCCUCCCACCGGCUCUACGAGUGUCCCUGGCACCAGCUCGGGUGCGGUCGGCCAGUCAGGCUCCAGCUCCACCGGUGUGUCCAGCUCUACCCAGACUGACGUCGGCACUUCCCCGUCGCAAACCGCCGGCCCAUCGACAGCCGUCACUGCCACCACGUCCUCGUCUUCCUCUUCCACCGACAAGAGCUCUACUACUGUCGGCAGCGGCAACGGCAACGGCAGCGGCAAUGGCAGCGGAUCCACAACCACUACCGCUGCGACCGACUCCAUCACCGCUGUGCCUACCGCCAGCUCUUCAGUCGCCGCUACCGGCGCUAGCUCGGAGCCUGUGACCAUUACCACUGUUAUUGUGACUUCCUACAUCGAUAUCUGCCCUACUGGCUUCACCACUGUGACCACUACGUACACAACCACAUAUUGCCCGGGUACUAACACUGCAACCGCCACGGCCACCGUUACAAACCCUCCAUCUGGACCCGGUGGAGCCGGAUCGCAAACCCCAGCUCCCACUGUUCCCGAAGGCUGGACCACCACUGUGACCGUCUGCACUCAGUGCGCUGCCAAGCCAACCACCGUGACGUUGACGCUGCCUGUGACUGCCACCGAGACUGGAACUAAGUCGACUUCGACCGGCGUCGUGCCCGCACCCCCUGCCGCUACUGGCGAGGGAUCGAAUCCCACCCAACCAUCGGGUGUUUCCCCCAUCGGUGGUGCCGGCGGCUCUUCUGAAGGAGAGGUUCCUCCCCCAGCAGUGACUCACGUCAGCACGAGCACCAACAUCGUCACGGUGAUUCGUCCCACUUCGAGCCGCCCCGUGAUCCUCGGUACUGGCGCUGUCCGCCCUUCGUCGACACUGGCUGUGAAGCCAUCGGCCAAGCCAUCGGGUCAAACCUCUGGCAGUGGCUCUCACGUGCCCAUUCCUCCUAGCAGCACUCAAGAAGGUGUAUCGCCCUUGUCCACCGGUGCCGCCUCGCGCAUGGCUGGACUGGGCCACGGCUUGGUCCUCACGGUUCUCGCCCUGUCGGCGUUCUUCGUGUUGUAG
Molecule: messenger RNA, 3093 nt
Organism: Aspergillus viridinutans
Lineage: Eukaryota; Fungi; Ascomycota; Eurotiomycetes; Eurotiales; Aspergillaceae
Gene: chiA1
Product: class III chitinase ChiA1
Exons: 3
Coding region: 1-3093 (1030 amino acids)
Biological process (GO): carbohydrate metabolic process
Cellular component (GO): extracellular region
Molecular function (GO): chitinase activity
Source: RefSeq, a predicted model, not a curated record